AUGUCCGCUGCCCGUCUCCUCACCCGGGCCGUUCGUCCCUCGGCCUUCGCUCGUCAGCCCACGCUCGCGCGUGCGCUGGCUACCCCGGCCGCCCAGGGACCCGUCACCAAGACCAGCGUGCUUUCGAACGGUCUCUCGAUCUCGACCGAGACCAUCCCCGGCGCCCAGACCUCGACUGUUGGUCUCUGGAUCGACGCCGGCUCGCGCGCCGACGCUGAGGGUGCUAGCGGCACUGCUCACUUCCUUGAGCACCUUGCCUUCAAGGGCACCAAGGGACGUUCGCAGAUGCAGCUCGAGCUCGAGGUUGAGAACCUUGGCGCUCACCUGAACGCCUACACUUCGCGUGAGCAGACCGUCUACUACGCCAAGGCCUUUGACAAGGACGUCCCCGCCGCCGUCAACGUUCUUUCCGACAUCCUCCAGAACUCCAAGCUCGAGGAGACCGCCAUCGAGCGUGAGCGCGACGUCAUCCUCCGCGAGCAGGAGGAGGUCGACAAGCAGAUCGAGGAGGUUGUCUUCGACCAGCUCCACGCCGUCGCCUUCCAGGGCUACCCUCUCGGCAACACCAUCCUUGGCCCCAAGGAGGCGAUCAACUCGAUCAACAAGAACGACCUCCAGUCGUACAUCAAGAAGAACUACACCGCUGACCGCAUGUGCCUCAUCGGUGCCGGUUCCAUCACCCACGACGCCCUCGUCGAGCUCGCCCAGAAGAACUUUGCCGACCUCCCCACCUCCUCCAACCCCCUCCCCCUCGGCAAGACCGCCGGCCCCCAGACCAAGUUCACCGGCUCUGAGGUUCGCAUCCGUGACGACACCAUGCCCACCGCCCACAUCGCCAUCGCCGUCGAGGGUGUCUCGUGGAACUCGCCCGACUACUGGCCCAUGCUUGUCAUGCAGUCCAUCUUCGGCAACUGGGACCGCUCGCUCGGUGCCUCGUCGCUCCUUUCGUCGAGGCUCUCCACCAUCAUCUCCUCCAACAACCUCGCCAACUCCUACAUGAGCUUCUCCACCUCCUACUCCGACACCGGUCUCUGGGGUAUCUACAUGGUCUCUGAGAACCUUAUGAACCUUGACGACCUCUGCCACUUCACCCUUAAGGAGUGGACCCGCAUGUCGAUGAACCCCACCACCGCUGAGGUUGAGCGUGCCAAGGCCCAGCUCACCUCUUCCCUCCUCCUUGGCCUCGACGGCACCACCGCCAUCGCCGAGGACAUUGGUCGCCAGCUCGUCACCACUGGCCGCCGCUUCACCCCGAAGGAGAUUGAGCGCAACAUCGCCAACGUCGAGGUCGAGGACAUCAAGCGUGUCGCCAACCAGUACCUCUGGGACCGUGACUUUGCUCUUGCUGCUUACGGAUCCAUUGAAGGACUUUUGCCGUACGACAGGCUGAGGGCCGACAUGAGCUCUGAACUUUUCUAA
Molecule: messenger RNA, 1419 nt
Organism: Trichosporon asahii var. asahii CBS 2479
Lineage: Eukaryota; Fungi; Basidiomycota; Tremellomycetes; Trichosporonales; Trichosporonaceae
Product: processing peptidase beta subunit, precursor (beta-mpp)
Exons: 3
Coding region: 1-1419 (472 amino acids)
Cellular component (GO): mitochondrion
Molecular function (GO): metalloendopeptidase activity; metal ion binding
Source: RefSeq, a predicted model, not a curated record